UCAGCCUUCUUCUCCGGGUGUAAAAGUGCACUUAAAAACAGUUUUAUAAUUAUUUUAUAGCAGUCGUUCCUUUCUGUUUUGAAGAUAAACUGAAUUCCUUGAAGGAGCGCUGUGCCACGUUUCGCUCCAUACUCAGGCGGUUUUCGGCAGGAGAGACCCAGUCAUUUUUUUUUUUGCUCUUUUUGUUACAGAAUAGUGGUUGGACAUGGUGCUGGUCAGAGGAGCGGGUGUGCUGGUACCAGCCGCCCAACAACUACUAAAUGGUCCUGGGAGUAGGAGGCCCCCACUUGUGGUGCCAGUGCGGCGCUGUAACCUGGCCAGCUGCGCGCACAGCCUAAGGAACAGUCCGUCAGUUCAUCCACAGUGGCAGAGUCAGAUUACCGUCCCCGGUGGCAGCAGACAAUCUCCAAUCAAUAUUCGUCUGAGAGAUAGUGUCUAUGAUCCCCUGCUAAUGCCUUUGAAAAUAUCCUAUGAUCCAGAAACAUGUCUUCAGAUCUGGAAUAAUGGAUACUCAUUCCUUGUUGAAUUUGAUGAUUCAGCAGAUAGUUCAGUGAUCAGUGGUGGUCCACUAGAGAACCUCUACAGACUAAAACAAUUCCAUUUCCACUGGGGACAGCAAAAUGAAUGGGGUUCAGAGCACACCGUCGACAGCAAAUUGUACCCAGCAGAGCUCCAUAUUGUCCACUGGAAUACAGCAAAAUACAGAAGCUUUGAGGAGGCUAUAAUGGGAGAAAAUGGCUUAGCAGUGAUAGGUGUCUUCAUAAAGGUGGGUAAAGCACUCAGUGGCCUGCAGAAGCUGGUGGAUGCAUUACCAGGAGUGAAACACAAGGACACACUUGCAGAAUUUAGGAAUUUUGAUCCCUCCUGCAUGAUGCCUCAGUGCCCGGAUUACUGGACCUACUCUGGGUCCCUAACCACUCCACCUCUAACAGAAUCUGUUACUUGGAUCCUGAAGAAGAAGCCCAUUGAGAUUGGUGUGGAUCAGCUGGCAGUUUUCCGCAGCCUGCUCAUCACAUCAGUUGGUGAGAAAGAACAGAUGAUGGUAGACAAUUUUCGCCCAUUGCAGCCACUGAUGAAUCGAACUGUCAGAUCAUCAUUCCAAGCUUUUCAGAACAUCUCACACAGACAUCGACCUAUAGUGAACUUAGAAACAGAACCUCAAGAACACGCACACCAGCCUUAUUCCCGAUCAUAGUCAAUACAUGGCAUUAUGUACAGCUAAUUAUUUUCUUGUUUUGUGUUGUCUGUGAUGAUUGUUGUAACAGUUGUAAACCAGGAUUCCUCUGGGAAAGGGAUCAAAGCUAAAUAAUUCCACUUUAAAGACCAUCCAGCAAUAAUGGGUUGUGAUUAUAAUUGUACAAGAUGUCAGCGUACAGCUCUGAUAUGAAGUUAGUUAGGGAUCAGCAGAGGUGUCUGCUUUGUAUGUUGUGAUUCCACUUCGAGAUGUGUUGUGUUUUGUGGUCUCAGUGUAGCAUUUCUUGGAGAGAGACAUUUGUUCUGAACAGUUAAUUAAGUUGCUUGUAGAGUAUUUUUUGCAUAGAAUUUAUGGUUUCUGCUACUGCCCUCUACAGUUACUUAUGUCCUUUAUUCUUGCAUGCCCAUAAAUUUUCCCAAGUAUGAAAAAGUCAAUAACGUGUUACUUCUGAAUGGAAGAUAUGUUACAUGUUUAAACUAUUAGCAUUGCAGUAAGAUGUAAACAUAUUUCGUCCUUUGUAGGAUGUUGACCAUGUACAUUCUAAACUCAGUUUCGCUUUUCUGUGUGUGUGUGUGUGUGUGUGUGUGUGUGUGUGUGUGUGUGUGUGUGUGUGUGUGUGUGUGUGUGUGUGUGUGUCUGUGCACACAUGCGCACACAUCUAUGUACAUAUAAAUGUAUAUACACAUGCAUGUAUACAUGUAGGUGUCCAUUGAUGGUAUGAGGACCAUAAAUUCAUUUCUCAGAAUGGUGAGAAUUAAGUGCAAAUAGGGGACUGAAAAUACCCACACAAACACACACACAGAAGUAGAUAUAUCUUGUUAUACUUAGAAAUACCUAAACAGCAGCAUCAGCAACAUUGAUUUAAAAAACUGAACUGUGCAUGCUCUGUGACAUAACGUCAGAACAUGCAACUAAAAAAAAGGACUUUUGCAUGGGGCAACUUAUGAUUUUUUUCUGGUAUAUCAUAGUAUACCAAGUGUGUUUAAUUAGUAAAACAGAUUUUUGCACCACACUUUUAGUCAUAGUCCAAUAAAGAACUUCCAUAACAAGAUGUAGACAUAGGUUCAUAGGUUCAUAGGCUGGUACUAGGCUAUCAGCCCUAGGGCCUAUACAAGCCUAGCCAUAACAAUUCCCUGGCUAUUUCUUCCCACAUUAU
Protopterus annectens (West African lungfish) is the source of this 2351-nucleotide messenger RNA. Its product is annotated as carbonic anhydrase 5B, mitochondrial-like. Gene Ontology annotation, molecular function: zinc ion binding; carbonate dehydratase activity. Bases 206 to 1195 code for a protein of 329 amino acids. NCBI's taxonomy places the organism in Eukaryota, Metazoa, Chordata, Ceratodontiformes, Protopteridae. The transcript is spliced from 7 exons. The record is from RefSeq and is a predicted model, not a curated record. Gene Ontology annotation, cellular component: cytoplasm; mitochondrion.